Siniperca chuatsi (mandarin fish) is the source of this 6511-nucleotide messenger RNA. It is a transcript of the gene cdc42bpb, whose product is annotated as CDC42 binding protein kinase beta (DMPK-like). Gene Ontology annotation, cellular component: cytoplasm; cytoskeleton. NCBI's taxonomy places the organism in Eukaryota, Metazoa, Chordata, Actinopteri, Centrarchiformes, Sinipercidae. The record is from RefSeq and is a predicted model, not a curated record. Gene Ontology annotation, biological process: peptidyl-threonine phosphorylation; actomyosin structure organization. Gene Ontology annotation, molecular function: protein serine/threonine kinase activity; ATP binding.
GAUUCAGCCAUAUUCCCACUGAGCAGCCACACCGGCAGCCAGCCUCAAACUACCGAAAACCCCGCUGAGAGCCUCCGGCGCGCUGCCACACGGUGUUAACGGCUGUCCUGAUUAAAGCCGAGUCUGUCCCGGAGCUCGCGGACAUGUUACCGGGCUGAUCGCCGAGCCGAGGACAUGGAGCAGCGGCGGCCAGUCUGAGAGUCGACGGUCUGACCGACAUCCCGAUUUGUGAGAGGAAAGUCCAGAUUUACCGGGAUUAAAGCCGAUGUGGAGGACGGCCGGACGCGGGCCUGCAGCCUGAGCGGCUCUCAACACGACGGAGCGGCGGUAACCGGCGGACACACCGACACCGACUCACCGACACCCAGACUGCUCAAAAUGUCGGGAAUGUUUUCCCGAAGCUAACGAGCUAGCUGCGGUUAGCAGGCUGAGCUCGGCAGGACUCGGCCGGAAACGGAGCCUGGGCGGCGGGUUACACUCGGACUGUGCGGCGGGGCUUGUUGUCGGUUUGCCAGCCUGAGCGGCGGGGGGACUGUCCCGGGUCAGGAUGUCGGCUCAGGUCCGUCUGAAGCGCCUGGAGGAGCUGCUGCUGGAGCAGAAGGCGGCGGGCUGCCUGAGCGUGGAGGCGCUGCUGGACCUGCUGCUCUGCUUCUACACCGAGUGCUCCCACUCCCCGCUGAAGAGGGAGAAGCACGUCACCGACUUCCUGGAGUGGGUGAAGCCGUUCACCGCCACCGUGAAGGACAUGCGGCUGCACAGAGAUGACUUUGAGAUGCUGAAGGUGAUUGGACGAGGAGCUUUUGGAGAGGUUGCCGUGGUGAAGAUGAAGCACACAGAGAGAGUUUACGCCAUGAAGAUUCUCAAUAAGUGGGAGAUGCUUAAGAGAGCUGAGACGGCGUGUUUCAGAGAAGAACGUGACGUCCUGGUGAAAGGAGACAGUCAGUGGAUCACAACUCUGCACUACGCCUUCCAGGACGACAACUAUCUGUACCUGGUGAUGGAUUACUAUGUGGGCGGGGACCUGCUGACUCUGCUCAGUAAGUUUGAGGAUCGUCUUCCAGAAGACAUGUCCAAGUUCUACGUCGCUGAGAUGGUGCUCGCCAUCCACUCCAUCCACCAGCAGCACUACAUCCACAGAGACAUUAAACCAGACAACGUCCUGCUGGACGUUAACGGUCACAUCCGGCUGGCUGACUUCGGGUCCUGUCUCCGUAUGAUGGAGGACGGCACGGUGCAGUCCUCGGUGGCGGUGGGCACUCCGGACUACAUCUCCCCAGAGAUCCUGCAGGCAAUGGAGGACGGGAUGGGCCGCUAUGGACCGGAGUGUGACUGGUGGUCUCUGGGGGUCUGCAUGUACGAGAUGCUGUACGGAGAAACGCCGUUCUACGCCGAGUCGCUGGUGGAAACCUACGGCAAGAUCAUGAACCACGAGGAGCGUUUCCAGUUCCCCUCCCAUGUGACCGACGUGUCCGAGGACGCCAGAGAUCUGAUCCAGCGCCUGCUUUGCUCGCGGGAACGUCGACUCGGUCUGAACGGGAUCUCCGACUUCAAGAGCCACCCGUUCUUCAGCGGGAUCGACUGGGACAACAUCCGGUCCGCCGAGGCCCCGUACAUCCCUGAUGUGUCCUCGCCCACCGACACCUCCAACUUCGACGUAGACGAUGACGUCCUCAAGAACCCGGACAUCACCCCUCCAAUGUCUCACACUGGUUUCACUGGUCAGCACCUCCCCUUCGUUGGCUUCACCUACACCACCGACAGCUGCUUCGCCGACCGUGGCUCCGUCAGCCGGGCGGGGCUCGGCCUCCGCCAGGAGGAGGGGGGAGGAGGAGGGCAGGAGGUGGAGGCAUUUGAGAGGAGGAUCCGCCGACUGGAGCAGGAGAAACAGGAGCUGAACCGCAAACUGCAGGAGUCGACUCAGGCCCUGCAGGCUCCGACUCGAGGAGGAACUCUGACUCGAGACAAAGAGAUCAAGAAGCUGAACGAGGAGAUCGAACGGCUGAAGAAGAAGCUGGCAGACUCUGAUAGGCUGGAACACCAACUGGAGGAGGCGGUCACACUCAGACAGGACUACGAGAGCUCCGCCUCCAAACUGAAGACCCUGGAGAGGCAGGUGAAGACACUGAGACAGGAGAAAGACGAAGUCCACAAGCAGCUGGCCGACUCUCUGGAGCGUCUGAGGAGUCAGACGAAGGAGCUGAAGGAGGCUCACUCUCAGAGGAAGUUGGCCCUGCAGGAGUUCUCGGAUCUGUCGGAGAGGAUGGCCGACCUCCGGUCCUCCAAACAGCGUCUGUCCCGUCAGCUCCGGGACAAGGAGGAGGAGAUGGACGCCCUCCUGCAGAAGAUGGACGCCAUGAGACAGGAGAUCCGCAAGACCGAGAAGAACCGCAAGGAGCUGGAGGCUCAGCUGGACGAUGCGAAGGCCGAGGCGUCGAAGGAGAGGAAGCUGAGGGAGCACAGUGAGGUUUACUCCAAACAGCUGGAGACGGAGCUGCAGAGCCUGAAGUCUCAGCAGGGUCGGGGAGCAACUGCCGGGGGAGCGGAGUCUCAGCAGGAGCUGUCCCGUCUGAAGGCGGAGCUCGAUAAGAAGAUCCUGUUCUACGAGGAGGAGCUGCUGAGGAGAGACUCCACCCACUCCUCCGAGAUAAAAAACCUCCGUAAAGACCUGCACGAGUCCGAGGGGGCGCAGCUCGCCUCCAACAAGGAGCUGCUGCAGCUCCGAGACAAGCUGGACAAGGCCAAGAGGGACAGACAGACGGAGAUGGAUGAAGCCGUCGCAGCUCUGAAGGAGAAACAUGAACGAGAGAAAAACCUGCUGACAGAAGAAAACCGCAAACUGACAGCUGAAACCGACAAGCUGUGUUCGUUUGUGGACAAGCUGACGGCUCAGAACCGUCAGCUGGAGGACGAUCUUCAGGACUUGUCGUCUAAGAAGGAGAGCGUGGCUCACUGGGAGGCUCAGAUCGCAGAGAUCAUCCAGUGGGUGAGUGAUGAGAAGGAUGCUCGAGGUUACCUUCAGGCUCUGGCCACCAAGAUGACGGAGGAGCUGGAAACCCUGCGCAGCUCCAGUCUGGGAACAAGACCUCUGGACCCCCUGUGGAAGGUGCGUCGCAGUCAGAAGUUGGACAUGUCGGCUCGACUGGAGCUUCAGUCGGCUCUGGACGCUGAGAUCAGAGCCAAACAGCUGGUUCAGGAGGAGCUGCGCAAAGUCAAAGCUGCCAACAUCAACCUGGAGAGUAAGCUGAAGGAGUCGGAGGAGAGGAGUAGGGAGAUGGGGGAGCAGAUGGAGGGUCUGAAGAAAGACAUGGAGGAGAGUCGCUCUCGCUCUGACAAAGGUCUGAAGCUUCCAGACUUCCAGGACUCCAUCUUUGAAUAUUUCAACACGUCUCCUCUGGCUCCUGACCUCACCUUCAGAACGACAGACAUAGACUCCACCCCCCAGAAAUCUGAGACCACGCCCCCGUCACCCUCCACCACCUCCGAACAUGAGGAAGUUAAAGCGGUGUCAGUCCCAGCGAGCCCCUCCCCCACCUACCAGAGCUCAGCACUGACCACACCAAAGCCCAAAGCUCACCAGCUGAGCAUCAAGACUUUCUCCGGUCCGACUCAGUGCACACACUGCACCUCACUGAUGGUGGGACUGCUCAGACAGGGAUACGCCUGUGAAGUGUGUUCCUUCAUCUGCCACGUGUCCUGUAAAGACCAUGCCCCCCUGGUCUGUCCGAUCCCAGCAGAGCAGGCCAAGAGGCCGCAGGGCAUUGACGUCCAGAGAGGCAUCGGCACCGCCUACAAGGGCUACGUCAGGAUCCCAAAGCCCAGCGGGGUGAAGAAGGGCUGGCAGCGAGCUUUCGCCGUGGUCUCUGAUUGUAAACUGUUUCUCUACGACAUCCCAGAGGGAAAGUCCACCCAGCCAGGGGUGAUGGCCAGUCUGGUGCUGGAUCUCCGAGAUGAGGAGUUUUCCGUCAGCUCUGUCUUGGCAUCAGAUGUGAUCCAUGCCACCAGGAAGGACAUCCCCUGCAUCUUCAGGGUGACGUCAUCGCAGCUGAUCUCGCAGCUCUCCUCAGUGUCUCUGCUGGUGCUGGCCGAGAGCGAAGUGGAGAAGAGGAGGUGGGUCAGGAUCCUGGAGAGUCUACAGAGCAUCCUGACCAAGAACCAGCUGAAGAACCAGCAGGUCCACGUCCUGCACGAGGCCUAUGAUGCCUCGCUGCCCAUCAUCAAGACCACGCUGUCCGCCGCUGUGCUCGAUCGGGAGAGGAUCGUCCUGGGAACAGAAGACGGACUGUUCGUGGUCGAGGUCACCAGAGACGUGAUCGUGCGAGCAGUAGACAGUAAGAAGGUUUAUCAGAUCGAUUUGAUCCCCAAGGAGAAGAUCAUCGCUCUGCUCUGCGGUCGGAACCGUCAGGUUCACCUUCACGCCUGGGGGGCACUGGAGGGCGCCGAGUCUGCCUUAGACAUCAAGCUGACGGAGACCAAAGGCUGCCAGGCUCUGACUACAGGGGUGCUCCGACCCGGAGGCCCCGCCUGCCUGCUGGCCGCUGUCAAACGUCAGGUCCUGUGCUACGAGAUCACUCGAGCGAAGCCCCACCAUAAGAAGCUGUGGGAGGUGCAGAGUCCAGGUGUGGUGCAGUGGUUGGGUAUGGUGAGGGAGCGGCUGUGUGUCGGUUAUCCUUCGGGCUUCGCUCUGCUGGCCCUGCAGGGGGAGUCGUCCCCCAUCAGCCUGGUGAGCCCGGCCGACCCGUCGCUGGCCUUCCUGGCCCAGCAGCCUCUGGACGCCCUGCACGCCCUGGAGGUGGGACCCAACGAGCUGCUGCUCUGCUUCAGCCAUAUCGGCAUCUACGUGGACGGACAGGGCCGCCGGUCCCGAACCCAGGAGCUGAUGUGGCCUGCCACGCCGCUCGCAUGCAGCUCUAACUCGUCCCAUCUGACGGUCUACAGUGAAUACGGGGUCGACGUCUACGAUAUUAACACCACAGAGUGGGUUCAGACCGUCUCCCUCCGCAAGAUCAGACCUCUGAAUGUUGAAGGGACGUUAAACCUGCUGAGUUCAGAACCACCUCGUCUGAUUUACUUCAGCAACACCUCAUCAGAGGGAGAACUCACCAUCCCGGAGACGUCGGACCACAGCAGGAAGCUGAUGGUUCGAACUCGCAGCAAGAGGAAGUUCCUCUUUAAGGUUCCUGAGGAGGAGCGACUUCAGCAGAGGAGGGAGAUGCUGAGGGAUCCUGAGCUGAGAUCAAAGAUGAUUUCUAAUCCGACAAACUUUAACCACGUGGCUCACAUGGGACCAGGAGACGGCAUGCAGGUCCUCAUGGACCUCCCUCUGGUUGGUGAUGUCACCUCUCUCUCCCCCUCCCCGUCUCCCUCCCCCUCCUCCUCCUCCUCCCGUCACACCCUCAUCUCUCCCCCCUCCAACUUUGAGCACGUCUAUCACAUGACUUCGGCGUCGGCCGGCGCCUUCUUGCAGAAAGACGCCUCCUCUUCCUCCUCCUCCCAGCAGAGCCUCCUGCAGCCUUCUUCCUCCUCCUCCUCCUCUCCCUCCACCUCCUCUCUUGGAAGGAGUGUGAUUCCUUCCUCUCAGGACGACCCAAUCAAAGAUAAGCCACGCCCACUGUCCAGUAUCUCCCGGCAACAGAGGACACACAUCACACGCACAGCCUCAGAUUUUGGGGGAGGGGCUUCGUCUCGCAGCAUCUCUGAACUGGACCAGGACCUGGACCGAGAGCCGGACUCGGACUCCACCAAACACUCGACCCCCUCCAACAGCUCCAACCCCAAGCCCCCAGCCCCAACUCCCCACCGCAGCCAGCUCACGCUGGACGGCCUGGACGGCCUGGACAUGGAGCCCUGAGGCCCCGCCCCCUGCACAGAGGCCCCGCCUCCUACCCACCAGAGGGAGGAGGGGCUAAACGAACCAAUCAAGCUGCAGACUGAGAGUUUAGAUUUUACUUGAUGAUUUUAUUGUGGCGGGGUGAGUCUGAGCUUCCUGCUGCUUUUAUAUUUGUUGGAUUUUACCUGCUGGGAAGCCCCGCCCCCUGGUUUUAACCCUGCCCCCUGCUGAUGGCUGCUGUGUGUUUGAUUUUUGAACUUUAGUCUGAUUGGCUCUGUGGGGCCAAUCACCUCCUCUUCUUCUUCUUUAUUAAAUAACUUCCUGUUAAGCUUUAGCGGGCUGUUAGCCUCUGAGCUAACUGUGGCUAACUUCCUGACAGACGGGAGGUCUCACUCUGAUGAAAAAACACUGUAUGAAUUAAUUUUAAAGUUUUGUUAAUGUUGCACAUCAUCAUGUUGUUGUUGUUGUAGGAGAAAAUUAAUCCUUGAUUUUGUGUCAGUGAAGAUCUUUCCUGUUGCACCCCCCUGACCCCGCCCUCUGACCUCUGACCUCAGGUCAGGUGGGGGGGCACACCUGAACACUACUGCUUUGUUUCUUCCAGAAUCACCAGUUAAAGAAUCUUUGUAAUUAUGAAACAUGUUAGCAGCCAGACUACAGAAACUCAAUAAAAGAAUCUGAAGAGAA